Molecule: messenger RNA, 1405 nt
Organism: Danio rerio (zebrafish)
Lineage: Eukaryota; Metazoa; Chordata; Actinopteri; Cypriniformes; Danionidae
Gene: dhrs7cb
Product: dehydrogenase/reductase (SDR family) member 7Cb
Cellular component (GO): extracellular region
Source: RefSeq, marked provisional
ACACACACACUGAGUCUGAAUGAGCAGGAGAACAGUCAGACUCACACACGUUUCUCCUGGAGACUGGUGUAACCGUCCACACACACGAGGAUGGCCGUCCCGUCUGUGAUGGUGCUGCCGCUGCUGAUCGUGGUGUUUGCUGGAGUUUACUAUGUCUAUAAUGAGGUGAUGCGCUUCAUGUCCAAGUCUGUGGUGAGGAAUAAAGUGGUGGUGAUCACAGACGCCGUGUCCGGGAUGGGAAGCGAGUGUGCGCGUCUGUUUCACGCUGGCGGGGCGAGGCUGGUUCUGUGUGGGCCGAGCUGGGAUAAACUGGAGUCUCUGUAUGACAGUCUGUGCAGCGGAUCAGACCCCAGUCAGACCUUCACACCGAAGCUGGUCCUGCUGGACUUCAGUGAUAUGGAGAACAUUUCAGACGUGGUGUCGGAGAUCUGCGAGUGUUACGGCUGUGUGGACGUGCUGAUCUGCAACAGCAGCAUGAAGGUGAAAGCGCCGGUGCAGAAUCUCUCUCUGGAGAUGGACAAAACCAUCAUGGACGUCAAUUACUUCGGGCCGAUCACACUGGCCAAAGGCGUCCUGCCGCUGAUGAUCACCAGACGCACCGGUCAGUUUGUGCUGGUCAACAGCAUCCAGGGGAAACUGGCUCUUCCGUUCAGAACCUGCUACGCGGCGUCCAAGCAUGCAGUGCAGGCGUUUUUUGACUGUCUGCGGGCGGAGGUGGAGGAGUUCGGCAUCUCCGUCAGCACCAUCAGCCACACCUUCAUCAAUGCUGGAGCUGAGAACGCCACGCCCACUGAAGCCACUCCCAUAACUGCCACACCCACUAAAGCCACACCCACCAACCCAAUUUGGGCCUACGUCUGCAGUAAGCUGAACACACACGGGGUGAGUCCGCAGAUCCUGGCGCAGGAGAUCGUGCGUUCGGUGAACAGACAGAGCCGAGAGGUGUUUCUGGCCCACCCCGUGCCCACCGUGGCCCUCUACAUCCGCGCUCUGAUGCCCGGAUGCUUCUUCUCUGUGGUGUCGGCCGGCGUGAGGGACGGAGCCAUGGCCGAACAGCUGAAAUAAACACACACACACACACACCAAGAAACAUGAGGCUACUAGCAGUGAAUGAACUCAGUAUAGACUAAUCAUCAUGAUCAUAUCUAGAUAUCAAACUGUCACCAUGAGGAAUAACAUGCAUAUCAACACAAUCAGUUUGUUUCUGGGUUCAGUUUAGACGUAGAGAGUUUAUAAAAUAACUAAUUAUAAUAUUAUUAUUAUUAUUAUAUAGACCAUUUUAGAUGGAUGUAAACAAUAACAAUGGUCCUAAUGCAUUUCCUGUUUUACAUUUUUAAUUUCCGAAGCAUGCGAGAAUUCAAAAAGGUUGACAUAUUAAUAAAUAAUGUUAUGAGAGCUGAUUUAA